AUGCAACCAUUCGUUACAGGACAUGAAGAGUUAAUUCAUGAUAUCAAAUAUGAUUUCUAUGGUAAACAUAUAGCAACUGCAUCAUCUGAUCAGCACAUUAAAGUAUUUGACUUUGAUGCAGCAACCACGUCAUGGAUAUUGAAUGAUCUGUGGAAAGCCCAUGAUUCGCUGAUAUUGAGAGUAUCGUGGGCCCACCCCGAGUUUUCAAGCUCCAAAAUACUUGCCUCGUGCUCAUUUGAUAGGACGGUAAAAGUAUGGGAAGAGCAGCCGAUGGAAUUACAUGGUUCAGGUAGAAGAUGGACAAGAUUAGCCACUCUAGCAAUUGAAUCAUAUGGUCCAAUUUAUGAUGUUAAAUUUGCUCCGAAUCAUUUAGGCUUGAAGUUGGGCUGUAUUGGGAGUGAUGGGAUUUUCAGGAUCUAUGAAUCUUUGGAGCCCAAUGACUUGACUAAUUGGGCUCUAACAAUAGAAAUACCGAUACUUAGUCAACUGCUACCGGCGAAAAGCUUGCAGAGUAGUUUUGCCAUCGAGUGGUGCCCAUCAAAGUUCACAAAAACUGAAAAGUUCAUCGUGGUUGCACUAGAUCAGGGCUUCAUAUACACUAGCGUGCCAAAGGAUACUGAUGCGGGAGAGGAUGGUGGAAGUGAAAAAUAUAUAAAGGUUUGCGACUUACCAGAGCACAAUGGUCUAAUAAGAUCUGUGAGCUGGGCACCAUCUAUGGGUCGAAGUUAUCACUUAAUUGCUACAGGAUGUAAAGAUGGCUAUGUAAGAAUCUUCAAAGCUACGGAAACCCCCACAGGUGACUUUAAAAUAGAGGCACUAGCAAAGAUGAACGACCACCAAUGCGAAGUUUGGCGAGUAAAUUGGAACUUGACAGGAACUAUAUUAUCAUCCGCUGGCGAUGACGGAAAAUUGAGGCUAUGGAAAUGUAAUUAUCUAAGUGAGUGGAAGUGUAUGAGUGUCAUCAACACCAGUAAUAGGUCAGACAGUAGAAGUAUAGAACAUGAAAUUAGCAAAUCUAGGUAG
Messenger RNA from Lodderomyces orthopsilosis Co 90-125, 1023 nucleotides. RefSeq names its product Seh1p (gene SEH1). Lineage: Eukaryota; Fungi; Ascomycota; Pichiomycetes; Serinales; Debaryomycetaceae. Gene Ontology annotation, cellular component: Seh1-associated complex; nuclear pore outer ring. The transcript has a single exon. Bases 1 to 1023 code for a protein of 340 amino acids. Gene Ontology annotation, molecular function: structural molecule activity; protein binding. The record is from RefSeq and is a predicted model, not a curated record. Gene Ontology annotation, biological process: cellular response to amino acid starvation; positive regulation of TORC1 signaling.